Messenger RNA from Sphaeramia orbicularis (orbiculate cardinalfish), 10092 nucleotides. RefSeq names its product epiplakin 1 (gene eppk1). Lineage: Eukaryota; Metazoa; Chordata; Actinopteri; Kurtiformes; Apogonidae. Gene Ontology annotation, molecular function: ankyrin binding; structural constituent of cytoskeleton; structural constituent of muscle. Gene Ontology annotation, biological process: hemidesmosome assembly; wound healing; intermediate filament cytoskeleton organization. The transcript has 3 exons. Gene Ontology annotation, cellular component: sarcolemma; hemidesmosome; cytoplasm. The record is from RefSeq and is a predicted model, not a curated record. Bases 249 to 9572 code for a protein of 3107 amino acids.
AGACUACACAGGACUGCCUCUGAGAUGUUGGGAGAACUUUAAAAUCCCAGCAAACUCCCAUCAGGCUCAGACUGACUCCUAACAGUAAAGAGCGGGAUCCUGUUUUUCCCAGAAGCCUCAGGAUUCUUUCAAAGCCACAAAAAAACACCUGAGAACAUCUGACCUGGAGUUUGGAGGAAGUGAGAAGACCUGACAUACCCACCAGACUCUGAAGAAGAAUCUGACAGGUUGGAGCUCUUCAGGCCAAGAUGGAGUCCAUCAGCCAAGAUACUGAGGUGAAGACAAAUGGAUACACAGACGUCCAUGGCCCAAUGGCUGGCAUAUUUCUGGCAAAGACAAAAGAGAAGAUAUCCAUAUAUCAAGCCAUGAAAAAGCGCCUGCUUAAGCCACGAACAGCUUUAGCUCUGCUUGAAGCACAAGCCGCCACAGUGGGUAUUAUUGACCCCAUAAACAACAAAACAGUCACUGUUGCAGAUGCUGUGAAAGAGGGAAUUGUUGGACCAGAAAUGAAAGAAAAACUUUUAACAGCAGAAAAAGCAGUCACUGGCUAUGCAGACCCCUACACCAAUGAAAAUAUAUCUGUGUUCCAAGCAAUGAAAAAAGAUCUAAUCACAAGAGAAUAUGGUCUCAGACUGCUGGAAGCACAGAUAGCAACUAAAGGCCUGUUUGACCCUGUUGAGAAGAAACACAUUUCAAUUGAAUCAGCAAUUCAGAAGGGCUACUAUGAAAAAGGUUUGCUGAACAACCAAAUGGAGGAGCUCAAAGUGUUUUACAACCCAAACUCACAGGAAAAUCUCAACUAUCAAAACUUUCUGGAGACAUGCACUGUGGAGCCUGACACAGGCCUGCUGCUGCUUCCUGUUCACAUCACUUUCAAAGGCCUGCGAAGAGGAAUCUCCUGCACUGAACUUCUUGAUUCUAAGAUCAUUGACCAAGAAACAUUUGAUGACCUACAGAAGGGGAAGACCACAACACAGGAUGUGAUGCUGAUGGAAACAGUCAAAGAAUACCUAGAGGGCAAAGGCAGUAUUGCUGGAAUUGCAAUUCUUUCAUCCGACCAGAGAAUAAGCAUUUAUGAAGCAAUGAAACAAGGUAUACUCAUGCCUGGAACUGCCCUAGUUUUACUGGAGGCCCAAGCUGCGACUGGAUUCAUGAUUGAUCCUGUUGAAAAUAAAAAGUUCACUGUGGACGAAGCCCUCAAGCACAAACUUUUUGGCCCAGAAUUUCAUGCAAAGCUGCGUUCUGCUGAGCGAGCAGUUACUGGAUACAAAGACCCAUACUCGGGUGAAACUAUAUCCCUGUUUCAAGCCCUGUCGAAAGAUCUCAUUGUAAAGGAGCAUGGUAUCCGCCUACUUGAGGCACAAAUUGCUACAGGUGGAAUAAUAGACCCAAUCAAUAGUCACAGACUGCCGACAGAGGUAGCUUUCAAGAGAGGCUACUUCAAUGAAGAAAUGAAUGCCAUCCUAGAAGACUCAGGGGAUGACACAAAAGGGUUUUUUGACCCAAACACAGAGGAUAAUCUGACUUACCUUCAGCUGAUGGAAAGAUGUGUCAUUGAUCCCAUCACUGGACUGUGCCUCCUUCCUCUCCUUGAAAAAUCAGGCAAGAUGAAUUUCAACUUCAUUGACUAUCAUACUAAAACGGCCUUCAGAAAGGAGAUAGUGGAAGUACACUAUGGAAAGUACAUGGGAAUGGCAGUUUCUCUGUGGGAAUUGCUGAUGUCUGAAUACUUGGAUGAACACCAGAGGAGGGACAUCAUUCAAAAGUACAGAGAGGGGAAGCUUGAUAUCAAGACAAUUGUUACAAUGGUUCUGGAAAUCAUUGAGAAGUCUGUGAAAUCAACAAAGAUAGUCUUUGAGGGCAUCCGAGAAACAGUCACUGGCAAACAGCUUGUAGAGGCUGACAUCAUUAGUGAGGAGGUCUUAGAAGAUCUGAAAAAGGGGAAAAAAUCCAUGAAAGAAAUAAUAGAAGACGAAAAUAUAAAUGUGUAUCUGCAAGGAAAAGACUGUAUUGCUGGGAUUCUGCUUCCUGAUUCUGAAAUCAUGAGCAUCUACCAGGCCAAACAGAGAGGAAAGCUGAUGCCAGGAACUGCUCUGAUUCUUCUGGAGGCACAGGCAGCUACAGGGUUCAUUAUUGAUCCUAUUAGAAACCUGAAGUUUUCAGUAGAUGAUGCUGUGAAAGCAAAGGUUGUGGGGGCUGAUGUCUGUCAAAAGCUGCGCUCAGCAGAGAAAGCAGUCACCGGAUACAAAAAUCCAUAUGAUGGCAAAAAAAUUUCUUUGUUCCAAGCCAUGCAGAAAGACCUCAUCGUUAAAGAUCAUGGAAUUCGUCUUCUUGAAGCACAAAUUGCUACCGGAGGCAUUAUUGACCCUGUGAACAGCCACCGCAUUCCUGUUCAUGUGGCCUAUAAAAGGGGCUAUUUCAAUGAGGAAAUGAACCAGAUUCUGAGCGAUCCAAGUGAUGACACCAAGGGAUUCUUUGACCCCAACACCCAAGACAACCUAACAUACCUACAGCUUUUGGAUAGAUGUGUCACAGAUCCCAUUACAGGUCUGUGCCUCUUGCCACUUAAAAGCAAAGGCAAAAGAACUAUAGAUGUCAACAUUAAGGAAACAUUCAUUGCAACUACAGUCACCGUUAAGUAUGGGAGGUUCAAGGGCAAGAACACAACACUGUGGGAUCUUAUUAAUUCAGAGUACCUCUCUGAGGAAAGAAGACAGGAGUUUUUCAAGCUCUUUAAGUCCCGGAAAAUCACAAUUGAGCAGCUAAUUGUCACCAUUUUAGAAAUCAUUGAGACUAAAGAGAUAAAACAGCAAGAGGGACUAAAGUUUGAUGGUCUAAGAGGGAAGAUCUCCGUUGUGGAUCUUCUGGACCUACAAAUUGUGGAUGAAAAAACAUACAGCAGUUUAGUUGAUGGCACAAUGACAAGCACUGAUGUGAUGAAAAUGGAUUCUGUCAGAAACUACCUACAAGGAAAAAGUUGUGUGGCUGGGGUGAUACUACAACCUUCCAAUCAGAAGCUAAGCAUCUAUGAGGCUCAGAGGACUGGCAUUCUUACCCCUGGCACUGCCCUUUGUCUUCUUGAGGCACAAGCAGCUACAGGAUUCAUUGUUGAUCCUGUGAAAAACAACAAAACUACUGUGGAACAUGCUCUCAAAGAAAACUUAAUUAGUCCGCAGAUUUAUGAAAAACUUCUGUCUGCAGAGAGGGCCGUUACUGGUUACAAAGAUCCUUACACUGGUGAAAAGAUUUCACUUUUUCAAGCCUUGAAAAAGGAUCUGAUCGUGAAGCAGCAUGGCAUCCGUUUACUUGAGGCCCAGAUCGCUACAGGUGGUAUCAUUGAUCCUUUAAAGUGCCUUCACCUUCCCCUUGAGGUUGCAUACAAGAAAGGAUAUUUUGAUGCUGAACUAAACCAAAUCCUGUCGGACCCAAGUGAUGACACAAAGGGAUUUUUUGAUCCUGCCACAAAAGAUAACCUAACCUACAUGGAGAUGUUGGACAGAUGUGUAAAAGACAAGGAAACAGGACUGUUUCUUCUUCCCUUGAAUAACACACCAAAGAUUAAGGAAACAAAGGCAAAAAUAUACACUGAUGAAGAAAUAAAGCAAGAGUUUGAAAAGACAGCUGUGAAUGUAACAGUGGGCCGUUACUCAGGAAAAUCAAUUUCACUUUGGGACUUAAUUCACUCACGGUACUUCACUGAAGACCAACGGACUGAGUUCAUUGAAAAGUUCAGAACAAGAACAGUUAACACACAAACCAUAAUCACAUUAGUGAUUUCCACCAUCGAAACACUGGAACAGAGUGAAACUCCCCAAAAGACAAUGGGCCUGAGAAGGUCUGUCUCUGUGCACCAACUACUAGAUUCUGAUAUCAUUGAUGUAGAUACAUUUCAUCAGAUGAAGGAAGGGAAACUUACUUUUGAAGAAGUAACCCAAACUAAAUCUGUGCAGCAAUACCUGAAGGGAACUGGAAGCAUUGCUGGAAUAAAGGUUCAUCCAUCACAGAAAGUAAUGAGCAUUUAUGAGGCACAAAAAGAAGACCUGUUGACACCUGGGAUUGCACUGAUGCUGCUUGAAGCACAGGCUGCAACAGGGUGGAUCAUUGAUCCACUCAACAACAAAUUCUAUACUGUUGAUGAGGCACUGAGAAAGGGAGUUACUGGUCCAGAUAUACAUGAGAAACUUGUCUCAGCUGAACGAGCCGUCACUGGCUACAAAGACCCAUACACAGAUGUAGCAAUAUCAGUGUUUGAAGCCAUGAAUGAAGAACUGAUUCCAAGAAGUGAUGGCAUCCGGUUUCUUGAGGCACAGAUAGCAACUGGGGGAAUCAUUGAUCCGAGUCAAAGUCACAGGGUACCUCUUCAUGUUGCUAUUAAAAAGGGAUGCCUGGAUGAUGAGCUCAGCAAAAAUAUUUUGAACCCUACCAAUGAUGCAAAGGGAUUCUUUGAACCAAAUACCAAAGAAAAGAUCUCUUACCUGGAGCUGAUAAAGCUGUGUGAGAAAGAUCCUAAGACUGGGCUACUUCUUCUACCACUAUAUGAAAAGCAAUCUCAAACUUUUCAUACUGAUGAGCAAAUAGAGCUCACUUUCAAGAACAAAAAUAUUACCAUGAAUGCAGGAAAAUUCAAAAACAAGCAAGUGACACUGUGGGAAGUGCUACUCUCGGAAUACAUUUCAGAAAACAAAAGAAAGCAACUCAUAGAGCAGUACAGGACAGGAACUCUGACAAUUGAGGAAAUAAUUGAAAUUCUUACAGUUAUCAUCACAGAGGUGGCAUCCAAAGAAAGAAAGUUCAAAGGCCUAAGGAAGCAGGUUUCUGCCAGUGAGCUGUUUGAAUCAAAGAUCAUCUCAAAGGAACUUUUUACACAGAUCAUAACGGGUGAAGUAACUGAAGAGAAAAUUAACACAAUGGAAUCAAUUCAAAAGUACCUUGGGGCUACAAACUGCAUAGCAGGUGUCCGAGUUGAGUCCACAAGGACUGUAAUGAGCAUCUAUGAAGCUAAAACUAGAGGUCUGUUGACCCCUGGUACUUCCCUGGUUCUGCUAGAGGCUCAAGCUGCAACUGGUUUUGUCAUUGACCCCGUGAACAACAAGAAACUUUCAGUAGAAGAAGCAGUGGCACAGGGUGUUGUUGGCAGAGAGUGGAAAAACAAACUUCUUUCAGCUGAAAGAGCCGUCACAGGAUAUAAAGACCCCUAUACUGGCAACACAAUUUCUUUGUUCCAGGCACUAAACAAGGACCUUAUUGUCAAAGAUCAUGGAAUCCGUUUACUUGAAGCACAAAUUGCUACAGGAGGCAUAAUCGAUCCAGUCUACAGCCAUCGAGUGCCUGUACAGGUGGCAUACCAAAGAGGCUACUUUGAUGAGAAAAUGAACCAGAUUCUCUCCGACUCUGAUGAUGACACCAAGGGCUUUUUUGACCCCAACACCCAAGAAAACCUCACCUAUCUCCAACUGGUUGAGAGGUGUGUAACUGAUCCUGUUACAGGUCUUAAUUUGCUAUCCAUUGUAAAGAAAGGAGAGUUUUAUUUCUUUGUUGAUGAGGCAACAAAGCUCAUUCUGAAAUCUACAACAACAACCAAAGCUGGAGGGAAAUAUCAAGGAACAAUGGUAUCUCUGUGGGAACUGCUGUACUCCAUAUACAUCACAGAGGAAAAGAGGAGAGAGCUUGUGCAACAGUACAAGUCUGGAGCAAUCACGAUUGAACGCUUCUUAGAGAUCAUACUGACGAUAAUUCAACAGAAGACCACGCCAAAGACAACCAUCACCACAACCACUGUCACAGAAACUACUGAAGUUGACAACUUUCAUGGAAUCAGGAAAGAUGUCAGUGCAACUGAGUUGCUAGAAUCAAAGAUCAUCACUGAGGAUGUCUACAAAGACCUCAGUGCAGGAAAAGUCACAGUGAAGGAAGUAAGUGACAUGGAAUCGGUCCGCAAAUACCUAGAGGGGACCAACAGCAUUGCAGGAGUUUAUCUGCAGUCCACCAAAGAGACUCUGAGCAUCUAUGAAGCUAAACAGAGAGGUCUACUGACCCCUGGGACCUCACUGGUUUUACUGGAGGCCCAAGCUGCAACUGGUUUUGUCAUUGACCCCGUAAGAAACAAGAAACUGUCAGUAGAGGAAGCUGCAGAACAAGGAGUUGUUGGAAGUGAAUGGAAGAAAAAACUGCUCUCAGCUGAAAGAGCCGUCACAGGAUAUAAAGACCCCUACACUGAAAAGACCAUUUCUCUGUUCCAGGCACUGAAAAAAGAUCUUAUUGUCAAAGAUCAUGGAAUUCGUCUCCUUGAAGCACAAAUUGCUACAGGGGGCAUCAUUGACCCAGUCUACAGCCAUCGAGUGCCUGUACAGGUGGCAUACCAAAGAGGCUACUUUGAUGAAGAAAUGAACCAGAUUCUCUCUGACCCUGAUGAUGACACCAAGGGCUUUUUUGACCCCAACACCCAAGAAAACCUCACCUAUCUCCAGUUGGUUGAAAGAUGCGUCACAGAUCCCAUCACAGGCCUCAGCCUCUUGGUCAUUGUAAAGAAAGGAGAAGUGUAUUUCUUCGUUGAUGAGGCAACAAAGCUCAUUCUGAAAUCUACAACAACCACCAAAGCUGGAGGGAAAUAUCAAGGAACAACGGUAUCUCUGUGGGAACUGCUGUACUCCAUAUACAUCACAGAGGAAAAGAGGAGAGAGCUUGUGCAACAGUACAAGUCUGGAGCAAUCACGAUUGAGCGCUUCUUAGAGAUCAUACUGACGAUAAUUCAACAGAAGACCACGCCAAAGACAACCAUCACCACAACCACUGUCACAGAAACUACUGAAGUUGACAACUUUCAUGGAAUCAGGAAGGAUGUCAGUGCAACUGAGUUGCUAGAGUCAAAGAUCAUUACUGAGGAUGUCUACAAAGACCUCAGUGCAGGAAAAGUCACAGUGAAGGAAGUAAGUGACAUGGAAUCGGUCCGCAAAUACCUAGAAGGGACCAACAGCAUUGCAGGAGUUUAUCUGCAGUCCACCAAAGAGACUCUGAGCAUCUAUGAAGCUAAACAGAGAGGUCUACUGACCCCUGGGACCUCACUGGUUUUACUGGAGGCCCAAGCUGCAACUGGUUUUGUCAUUGACCCCGUAAGAAACAAGAAACUGUCAGUAGAGGAAGCUGCAGAACAAGGAGUUGUUGGAAGUGAAUGGAAGAAAAAACUGCUCUCAGCUGAAAGAGCCGUCACAGGAUAUAAAGACCCCUACACUGAAAAGACCAUUUCUCUGUUCCAGGCACUGAAAAAAGAUCUUAUUGUCAAAGAUCAUGGAAUUCGUCUCCUUGAAGCACAAAUUGCUACAGGGGGCAUAAUUGACCCAGUCUACAGCCAUCGAGUGCCUGUACAGGUGGCAUACCAAAGAGGCUACUUUGAUGAAGAAAUGAACCAGAUUCUCUCUGACCCUGAUGAUGACACCAAGGGCUUUUUUGACCCCAACACUCAAGAAAACCUCACUUAUCUCCAGUUGGUUGAAAGAUGUGUCACAGAUCCCAUCACAGGCCUCAGCCUCUUGGUCAUUGUAAAGAAAGGAGAGUUUUAUUUCUUUGUUGAUGAGGCAACAAAGCUCAUUCUGAAAUCUACAACAACCACCAAAGCUGGAGGGAAAUAUCAAGGAACAACGGUAUCUCUGUGGGAACUGCUGUACUCCAUAUACAUCACAGAGGAAAAGAGGAGAGAGCUUGUGCAACAGUACAAGUCUGGAGCAAUCACAACUGAACGCUUCUUAGAGAUGAUACUGACAAUAAUUCAACAAAAGACCACAACAAAGAAAACUAUCACCACAACCACUGUCACAGAAACUACUGAAGUUGACAACUUUCAUGGAAUCAGGAAGGAUGUCAGUGCAACUGAGUUGCUAGAGUCAAAGAUCAUCACUGAGGAUGUCUACAAAGACCUCAGUGCAGGAAAAGUCACAGUGAAGGAAGUAAGUGACAUGGAAUCGGUCCGCAAAUACCUAGAGGGGACCAACAGCAUUGCAGGAGUUUAUCUGCAGUCCACCAAAGAGACUCUGAGCAUCUAUGAAGCUAAACAGAGAGGUCUACUGACCCCUGGGACCUCACUGGUUUUACUGGAGGCCCAAGCUGCAACUGGUUUUGUCAUUGACCCCGUAAGAAACAAGAAACUGUCAGUAGAGGAAGCUGCAGAACAAGGAGUUGUUGGAAGUGAAUGGAAGAAAAAACUGCUCUCAGCUGAAAGAGCCGUCACGGGAUAUAAAGACCCCUACACUGAAAAGACCAUUUCUUUGUUCCAGGCACUGAAAAAAGAUCUUAUUGUCAAAGAUCAUGGAAUUCGUCUCCUUGAAGCACAAAUUGCUACGGGAGGCAUAAUUGACCCAGUCUACAGCCAUCGAGUGCCUGUACAGGUGGCAUACCAAAGAGGCUACUUUGAUGAAGAAAUGAACCAGAUUCUCUCUGACCCUGAUGAUGACACCAAGGGCUUUUUUGACCCCAACACUCAAGAAAACCUCACCUAUCUCCAGUUGGUUGAAAGAUGCGUCACAGAUCCCAUCACAGGCCUCAGCCUCUUGGUCAUUGUAAAGAAAGGAGAAGUGUAUUUCUUCGUUGAUGAGGCAACAAAGCUCAUUCUGAAAUCUACAACAACCACCAAAGCUGGAGGGAAAUAUCAAGGAACAACGGUAUCUCUGUGGGAACUGCUGUACUCCAUAUACAUCACAGAGGAAAAGAGGAGAGAGCUUGUGCAACAGUACAAGUCUGGAGCAAUCACAAUUGAGCGCUUCUUAGAGAUCAUAUUGACAAUAAUUCAACAAAAGACCACAACAAAGACAACCAUCACCACAACUACUGUCACAGAAACAACUCAAAUUGACAACUUUCAUGGACUCAGAAAGGAUGUCAGUGCAACUGAGUUGCUAGAGUCAAAGAUCAUCACUGAGGAUGUCUACAAAGACCUCAGUGCAGGAAAAGUCACAGUGAAGGAAGUAAGUGAGAUGGAUUCAGUCCGCAAAUACCUAGAGGGGACCAACAGCAUUGCAGGAGUUUAUCUGCAGUCCACCAAAGAGACUCUGAGCAUCUAUGAAGCUAAACAGAGAGGUCUACUGACCCCUGGGACCUCACUGGUUUUACUGGAGGCCCAAGCUGCAACUGGUUUUGUCAUUGACCCCGUAAGAAACAAGAAACUGUCAGUAGAGGAAGCUGCAGAACAAGGAGUUGUUGGAAGUGAAUGGAAGAAAAAACUGCUCUCAGCUGAAAGAGCCGUCACGGGAUAUAAAGACCCCUACACUGAAAAGACCAUUUCUCUGUUCCAGGCACUGAAAAAAGAUCUUAUUGUCAAAGAUCAUGGAAUUCGUCUCCUUGAAGCACAAAUUGCUACAGGAGGUAUAAUUGACCCAGUCUACAGCCAUCGAGUGCCUGUACAGGUGGCAUACCAAAGAGGCUACUUUGAUGAAGAAAUGAACCAGAUUCUCUCUGACCCUGAUGAUGACACCAAGGGCUUUUUUGACCCUAACACUCAAGAAAACCUCACCUAUCUCCAGUUGGUUGAAAGAUGCAUCACAGAUCCCAUCACAGGUCUUACUUUACUGCCCUUGCACAAGUAAAUAGGAAGAAAAAAAAUUGGAAGUUUACUCUCAUCUUAUCCUUGUAUAACCUGAUAUUUUAAACUAUGACGUAGGUUUUUAUUGUAAAAUCACUAUUUUGUUCCAGUUUCAAAAUAACCAAACAGUGAAUUCCAUUAUUUUCUACAGUAGGUGACUUGUGGUUUUGAAAACAGCAGUGAGGAAAAUGUAUGCACACUCCUGUGUAAGUGCUUGUUAAGACUAUUGUGCCUUGUAAAACAUUUGUUACUGGAAAGUGUGGGAAAUAUAUGCACUACUCUAUAACCGACUUGACCUUUCUGCCUUUGUACAUGGCUGACUGUGGUAUUUAGAUUCAUGUGCUUUUAAAUGUUAACGCUUCCAUUUGAAGUUUCCUCAUGUUUGUCAGUUACGUUUUACACUGUUAUCGUGCAAGAGCCAAGAUUAACUACCUAUCCUGCAUUUGAAAUUUUUAUAACUUUUGGCAAAGCUUUUAUUUGCUAAAUAUGAACUUUAAUAAUAAAUACAUGACGUGCAAAUUCCA